AUGGACCCAAGAAGAGGUCCGACGGAUGACUCGAAAGACGCUCCGCCGACAAAGCGGAUCCGCCUGGCGCGCGACCGACCUUCUCGCGACACUCCUGCCCCUCGCACCAGCCCGCAAUACAUCCUCAACGAUGCCGACGCCGGCGACGACGCCGACGAAGAUCGAGAUUCGGGCGACUCGUCGUCGGACCAGGACGACGAGGUCGACCAUGGUCCAGACGAGGCAGCAACGGACAAGCGCCACGUCGGAGCCAAGGCCGACGAUUGGCCGUUUGCGGUGUGGUGCGCCGAGCGCGGGAUCUGGAUGGACCCCAAGCUCACGAUUAACAGAAGAAAGCUGAGGACUAUCGACCACGCCUACGUAGCGGCCAAGGAUCCCUACUGCACCACCAAGCACACUUCCAAACGCAAACCGGCGGUCAUUCCGCAAAGCCAACGAGUCGUCAAGGUGCCCAAGAGGGCCAUCCUCUCGACCCGCACGAGCGCGCUAGCGCGUCACCUGGCCAAACAGCUGGCCAAGCACCCUACCAUCCGGUCCUUUGAGCCAUCGCAGAGGUCCAGCCUCGACCUCGCCCUCUGCCUCUUUUACGAGCUGCUGCUGGGAGAGGAUUCCGACUUCAAGCCCUAUGUCGACACGCUGGUCGGUCAAGCGCCGCAUCUGCCCAUGUUCCGUCGCAGUGACCCCCUCAGGACGCCAUGGAAGUGGAUCCGCGGGACCGAGGCGCAUCGCAUCGAGCGCAGAGCCAGGAUAGCAUCCCGGCGCAGCUGGAAGGAAAAGCACGGCUACAGCGAGACCUAUGGCCUGAGCAGCGAGACGGUACUGGAGUACCUGUACGAAGUCGCCGUCCCCGUGCUGUCCAGCGCGCCCGGCAUCGCCUUUGACCCGGACGACUUCGCGCGGAUGCUCGACGCCAUCAGCGAGUUCCAGUGGGCCGUGUCGAUGGUGCGGUCGCGCAGCUUCAUCGUCGAUCUGUACCACGGACCGGCGCUGGUGCCCGUGUGCGACGCGUUUGAUCACAGCGACAAGCCCACCGUCGAGUUCGAGAGCAUCGUCGACGUCUGCGUGCGCUGCGGCUCCGCUGCCGACACGCUCCACCCGCACAUCGGCCCAGCGCGGGCGCCACGCAGGGCUGAGCCUGACAAUAUCCAUGAUUCGGAUGUGGCGGACGACGGCGACGAAGACGACGACGACGACGACGAAGACGACACUGUGGACAUGUGGGCGAUCGAUGACCUUGGCUGCGGAGACGAGGUGUUCAACAACUACGGACCGCUCUCGAACGCCGAGCUGCUGACCCAGUACGGCUUUGCCCUGCCCGGCCAGACGCACGUCGAGCGCUUCACAUGGGACAUCCGCUUUGCCAAGGAGCGGCGCGAGGUGGGCGACGCGCUCGGGAUCCGAGACUGGGACGAGGUGUUUGAACGCUGCAUCGCUCUGCCUCGACCUCGAUCCAUCAGCAACGACGAGAACGAUGCCGAUGCCGGCGACGACGAUCGAGCCAUGGGCGCCAUGAGCGAAGCGUCGAAGCGCGUGGCGUCGCUGCGCAACCUCGACUUCCACAACGCCCGAUUCGAGCGGCAGCUCGACGAGACCGACAUGGAGCGGCUGGACAAGUCGUACGCCUUUUUCCGGCCGCUGGCGGCCAACAUGGUGCCGGACGUGCUGCGCGGCGAAGAGGCCAAGGCGGCACGGCAGGCGAGGCCGAGCGAGGUGGACAAGCUGAGGCGGCAGGACGACGUGCAGCCCCUCUUCCUCCACGCCUUCGCGGGCGUCAGCCGCGUCCUGUGGCGGCUUGCGCUCCUCGUCCAGAUCCCGCGCGGCACCGCGCCCACAGCGGUCGCGAAGAGCAUGAUCGAGUGCGAGGACGUCUUUGGCGCAAUCUACUUUCGAACGGGCCAGUUUCCUCGGCCGCCCGCGUCGGUCCCGUCUUCGCAGGUGCCGAGAUUGGAUGAGGACGAGCCACGAGCUGCGGCGGCGACGAUGGGCAGCAACGUCAGCGCAACGGCCACCGCCACGGCGACGGAUAUCGGCCGCGCGAGGGAGAUGGUCAUCACCGCCCUCGGAUCCCUGCAGCGCCUCUUGGAGCAGCGACUGGCCAAGCUCUACUACCACCACCACCAACCCGCCGGCGAAGACCUGCUCAAGACGCGGGCCGAACGCCAUGCGACGGUGCGGCAGAUCCUCAACCACGCCGCGUGGGAGACCAAGAGGGUCCGGACCGAGAUGGAGUGGGUCCGGGAUCUGCGCCGACUCUGCAUCGACCCUUCCCUGUCCCCCGAAUCGGCACGAUUGAACCCAGACCACUGA
This is a messenger RNA of Pseudozyma flocculosa PF-1, 2307 nucleotides long. RefSeq lists its product as uncharacterized. Gene Ontology annotation, biological process: peptidyl-lysine monomethylation. Lineage: Eukaryota; Fungi; Basidiomycota; Ustilaginomycetes; Ustilaginales; Ustilaginaceae. The transcript has 4 exons. The record is from RefSeq and is a predicted model, not a curated record. Gene Ontology annotation, cellular component: nucleus. Gene Ontology annotation, molecular function: protein-lysine N-methyltransferase activity. Bases 1 to 2307 code for a protein of 768 amino acids.